This is a messenger RNA of Nymphaea colorata (pocket water lily), 3408 nucleotides long. Its product is annotated as probable LRR receptor-like serine/threonine-protein kinase At1g53440. The transcript is spliced from 24 exons. Bases 115 to 3186 code for a protein of 1023 amino acids. The record is from RefSeq and is a predicted model, not a curated record. Gene Ontology annotation, molecular function: protein binding; protein kinase activity; ATP binding. NCBI's taxonomy places the organism in Eukaryota, Viridiplantae, Streptophyta, Magnoliopsida, Nymphaeales, Nymphaeaceae. Gene Ontology annotation, biological process: protein phosphorylation.
AUCAAGAUCUGGAUCCCUUUCCGGGAGGAAAAGUUUUUCUUUCCCUCCUUAUUCCUGCUGCUCAAUUCGCGCGAAGAAGAGGGAAAAUCGGCGAAAUAGACACGGGAGAAAGAAAUGGGGGGAAUCGGCGACGGCUCCUUCCCCAAACUCUCUUCUGCUUCCUUCUUCUUAUUCCUCCUCCUGGCCGUGAUCUCGCCGGAGAAUUUCCUUACCGACGCCCAGGAACUGCCCGCCGACGAAAUUGCUGUGCUCAAAGCCAUCGGAAACAAGUUGGGGAAGUCCUGGAAUUUCAGCGUGAAUCCAUGCUUAGGCGGUGAAACAUGGAUCAGUACACCCAGCUCGGAUGGUAACACAAUGAAUAACGUUACGUGUGAUUGCACAUUUAACAAUCAGACGGUUUGUCAUGUAAUAAGCAUCCAGCUGAAGAGCCAAAAUUUGACGGGGGUGCUCCCUUCAGAGCUGAGCAACCUUACCCACCUGACCGUAUUUGAUGUGUCACGCAACUACCUCAAUGGUACCAUUCCAGCUAGUUGGGGUUCCUUACCAUUACUUAAUCUGUCAUUAAUGGCCAAUCGCAUAUCUGGAGGGAUCCCGAAGGAGCUUGGAAAUAUCUCAACAAUGCAAAGGCUGGUUGUUGAAGCAAACCAACUUGAGGGAACGAUUCCUCCGGAGCUAGGCAACUUAUCAAGGAUAAAGAGAUUGUUCCUUAAUUCAAAUAAGUUCACAGGACAGUUGCCUUCACAGUUAGCUAAUCUCAAAACCAUGACAGAUUUCUGGAUCAGUGGGAGCAACUUCACUGGGAGUAUACCGGAUUUCAUUGGCAAUUGGACAAGCAUUCAGCUGCUGAUGAUAAUUGGCACGUCCUUGCAAGGACCCAUACCUUCUAGCAUAUCGGCAUUGACGAAAAUGACCAACCUGAGAAUCACUGACCUAAGUGGACCUGGGUCAAGUUUUCCUGAUCUGAGUAACAUGAACAACUUGCAAGAACUGAUACUGAGAAACUGCUCGAUUUCAGGGUCGAUCCCAACUUAUAUCGGGAGCUUGACACAACUGAAAUAUCUGGACCUUUCAUUCAAUAACUUAUCAGGACAAGUACCUGAAUCCUUCCCUAGUUCCCUGCAAGCAAUGUUUCUCGACAACAAUAAGCUAACGGGGUCAAUGCCUGACUGGAUUUUUAGCAGCAAUGACUUUCUGGAUGUGUCGAAAAACACUUUCACAGGAAGAGCUUUAACAACUUGUCCUCAGGGAAACCUGAACUUUGUAGCCAGUCAUUCGUCUACAAAUAACAAUUCGGUCCCAGCAUGCUACAGAAAGGAUUUCCCAUGCUCCAGUACACCAAAAUAUUCUUCUUUGUUCAUCAACUGUGGAGGGCCUGCAUAUACAAGUAUUGAUGGAAGAAAAUAUGAAGCCGAUAUGGAUGCGAGGGGCGAAUCGUUCUUCGUUAACCAUGACACAUGGGCUAUGAGCAGUUCUGGGAUGUUCAUGGACAUUGGGAGUGGCACUUACCUAGUGUCCAACACAAGCACAUUGUCAAUGAAAGCUGAUCCAACACUGUAUACAAAAGCACGUAUCUCACCCACCACCAUGACCUAUUAUGGUCUGUGCCUACAAAACGGAAACUACACGGUCGAACUUCACUUUGCUGAACUCAUGUUCACCAAUGGCCCGACUUUUACUAGUAUUGGAGAGCGAAUAUUCGACAUAUAUAUCCAGAAUGAGCGAGUACUGGCCAAUUUUGACAUUGCCAGAGAAGCUGGUGGUUCGGGUAAGCCAGUUGAUAAAAAUUUCACUGCAAACGUAACAGCAAACACUCUGGAGAUCACUUUAUAUUGGGCUGGCAAAGGGACGCUCGCGGUUCCAAACAGAGGGGUCUAUGGGCCUCUCAUUUCAGCUAUUUCAGUGACUCCCAACUUUGUACCUAGGGACUUCGAUGAUGAGAAACGUGAAACACCAACUGCAGUCAUCAUUGUGGUAGUCAUUGCUGCUUGCUUAAUAAUCAUUUUGUUUUUAGUAAUCCUUAGGAUGAAGGGCUGUCUUGGAGGCAAACCACCUUUGGAUAAAGAACUUCAAGGCCUAGAGCUGCAAACUGGAUAUUUCAGCCUUAAACAGAUAAAAGCAGCAACAAGGAACUUCAAUUCCAUGAACAAGAUCGGUGAAGGUGGUUUUGGACCCGUUUACAAGGGAACUUUGCCGGACGGUACCGUAAUUGCAGUAAAACAGCUUUCGUCAAGAUCAAGACAAGGUAACAGGGAAUUCUUAACUGAGAUAGGCAUGAUUUCAGCUUUGCAGCAUCCAAAUCUUGUGAAGCUAUUUGGUUGUUGCAUCGAGGGCAACCAAUUGAUGCUUGUGUACGAGUACCUGGAAAACAAUUCGCUUGCCCGUGCACUAUUUGGGCCACCGGAGAACCGGUUGAAACUGAAUUGGCCAACAAGAAGCAGCAUCUGCAUUGGAAUCGCAAAAGGUCUUGCCUAUCUUCACGAGGAAUCUAGACUGAAGAUUGUUCAUAGAGACAUUAAAGCUACAAACGUUUUGCUCGAUAAGGAUCUGAAUGCGAAAAUAUCCGACUUUGGUCUAGCAAAGCUUGAUGAAGGAGAUAAUACGCAUAUCAGCACUCGAAUUGCUGGGACCAUAGGUUACAUGGCUCCUGAGUACGCAACGAGGGGUUACUUAACCGACAAGGCAGACGUCUACAGUUUCGGGAUCGUGGCGUUGGAGAUAGUGAGUGGUAGAAACAACACGACUCCCAUGCCGGAGGAUGAUGGCACGUUCCUCUUGGAUUCGGCUUAUGUUCUACAAGAGAAGGGUCGCCUCCGGGAACUCGUAGACCCGAGCUUGGAAUCAAACUUCUCGGAGGAGGAGGCAUUGAGAAUGCUUAAGGUUGCGCUUCUUUGCACCAGUCCUUCUCCUAGUCUUAGACCUAAGAUGUCUACCAUCGUCGAUAUGCUUGAAGGGCGAACCGAAGUUUACCAAGUUCCAAUCGUGGCUACCGUAUUGAAUAGAGCUUUCGUCGGUGCUCGGUCGCAGCAUCUCUCACAGUACAGCACAACUCAGAGCCAGUCAUCCACGGGACAAAGCAGCGGCCGUGGACCAUGGAUGGCGUCAUCGGAGUCAAUUUCCAUUGUAGAGGAGGACCAUUCCAUGUUAAUAAGGUCUGCUAGUGAGCAAAGUUUAGAACACCUAUCAUAGUCAUUCGACCUUCGGAUCAACGUCAUGGCAAUGAAGAAUGUAACUCAUUAUAUUUCUCUAUGACUCGCCGUUCGUGUUAGUGAAACGUGUAAGCUGUUUGUUUGUUUGUUUGUUUGUUUUCUUCAAAUACUUCACUGUUUAUUUUUUAUUGAGACGGGAUGCAUAUUUGUAUUGUAUGUAUCUCAAUUUUAAUAAAUAUGUAUAGUCAUCUUAUUCUUUUAA